CUCUUUGUGUAAAUAUAUAAAAGCUCUGGUCUCUGGUUCCUUUACCUAUUUUCUCACUUUCACAGAAAAAAACUUACUAAUUUUUCUUGGCCCUCAAGCGACUCAAACAGAUCUCCGGCAUUGACUCAAUCUUCAGUUCAAAUCCUUUCUGUGCUAGGAGUAACUGCUGCCUGUUUCAGAGAUCUGCCAACUCAAAAAGGAGAUUGUUUUAGGAGCAUUCCAAGGAAUUGGAGAAACCGGGCAGUGUUUCUGUUCGGUUUUAACUCAAACUGGGUUCUGCUCCUCUUUUAACUGUUUGUUUUUCAACUUUUAAAAAUUAAAAUUUUUUGUUCCUAUAUUGAUUCCGUCUCAGUUUCUUCCUAGCAAGAUAGUUCCACAAAAUGGGGCUCGAAGAUGAAGAUUUUCCCAGGAAAUCACAAACCACCUCGAAAUUAUAGGAUGAUUAAACUUUGUUGAGCAACUGGAAGGGAGAUGGAGAGUAGGACAUAGUGAGGGAGAAAAGCUUAAAGUUUGUAACCAUUUCCUCAAGCCUAAGCAAUGGAGACAGGCAGAGAAAACCAAAAAGAGUUGCAGAUGGAGGAUUCGUGGAUUCCGAAAACUCCUUUUAAGCCUAUUCUACCAAAAGCGCAGGUGAUCUCCACAAACACGCAAGGAAACCAGCUCGACCAAACAAACGGGUUGGGAUCAAAGGGAUUUUCAUCUGGGUGUUCUCAAGAAAGUAGAGAUAGAAUGUUGAGAGCAUAUUUAGAUUCUGCCGCGAAUGGCAACUGGAAGGCAGCUUUAGAAGCUCAAAAGGGCAUUACCAGUGACAGCGUUGAAACAUGCGGAGGAUUUCCCACCAACGGCACAGCCAGAUGCAACUUUACAUCUCUCUUGGCUCUUCAAGAUCAGGCCUCAGUAACCACCACCAGUCCAUUUGGAUCAAAUCGCUCUCCUAUAAAUGGCAAUUACUCGCAGGAAUCCCAGUAUAAUGUGCCUUCUUACAACCUUGGGGAACCAGCAGAAAGCAAGACCACCUCCCAGAUCAUUCCCUUAACACCAGAGAAGGACGCAAUAGUAGGAUGCAGACAAGUCACUCCGAUGAAAUAUGUAUGCACAGAACAAAGAGAGAAUCAGGAAAGAAAUGAGCAGGAGAAUGGAACUGCUACGACAGCAGUUGGGUUCCAAAUUGACAAAGAACAUCAAGAGCUACCAAAAGGUUCAUUGUCUGCUGUUGUUUGCACACUAAUCAAGGAAAACCACAAUCAUGAUAAGGAAACACCACAACAAAAACCUAGAAGGAGAAAGCACAGGCCAAAAGUAGUCACAGAAGGCAGACCAAGAACUAGAAAACCAGUGACUGCAAAGCCUACUCCUUCCACAGAAAGCCUAACUUUAAAGAGGAAGUAUGUGAGAAAGAAACCACUUAACAACGCCCCAAAACCACUCCCAGCAGUAUGUAAAGAGAACACAACAGGUAAAAGGACUUACGUGCGAAAGAAACCACUCAAUAAAGCCUCAACAACUCCCCUGGUAGGAGGAAGCGAGGAGUCAAGUAAUCCAAAAGCACUUGAGUCUGCCAAUAAAUCUUGCAGAAGGUCCUUAAAUUUUGACAUUGAAGCGAAACCAGGAGAUGACAGCUCCAAUUGCAAGCCAAAUUGUAACAAAUAUUCUCAACCACAAACACAAGAUGUUAGUGCUGGAAAUCAACCAAAAUCAACUGUGGCUAUUGGGCAAGGAAUUGAAGUAAUCGUAAAAACCACACAAGCAGGCAUUGCAUAUGAUCUUGCUGAUUCUGUGAACCAAAUGCUUAAAGAUUAUACCUCAUUGCCUGAAAAACAAGCACCAAGCACACCACUUCCUGCAAAGAGUUAUCCCCCGAAUGGAAAACAGAAUGACAAUUCCCAAGAGAGCCAUGCUAAAGCAAAAGCCCAAGGGACUGCUCAUACUGUACAUCAGAACACCACACAGAUCAUGUUGCCAGCUGACACUCAAUUGCCAUCAGCAAAUCCAGACGGCUCCAACUGCAGAACCUGCACAAUUUUGAUAGAUGAAGGAAAAGCAAAUGGAUCAAAAAGGAAGCUUUUCAGUUCCAUUAAACAACCAGAUUCCUACUGCACAAAUCCAUCUGGGAUUCAGUACAAUUCUUUACCUACAUACCAGAUAAUAUUUUCAGACAUUUUAAAGAAAAAGAGGACUGAGAAGGGGCAAAAUUCAACCAUAUCCAGCACAUCCUGUGUGACUGUUGCAAAAGACAUAGGAAGAACAGACAUAACAUGCUCACAAAAGGAUGUCAGAGUAUAUCCUUCUACAUCAACCUCCAACUGUUUGAUGUCUACUCCUCAUUGUACUGCUAAUGGAAUUCUCGGUGCAUAUGGAGAAACAGGAGGUCUUCAGUCUGAACUGCAAAAUUCUGACCCCAUUACAAGCCAAACAGAGAGGUCAACAAAAAAGAGAGCCCGACGCCCUACUCGAGUUCAAGAUUUGGUUUCACUAACCAAAACAGCAAGGGGCGCAAUGCAUCAAACUUACACAGCCAGACUAGUACCAGCAGAUUAUAAUGUGCAGCAAGUUGGGGACUCCAAUAGACCUCACGCAUGCAUAAAAGCUUUAGUUGCAGAACUGCGUGGAACAUUGACAACAAAGAAGAGAACUAAGAAGAGAGUCUUUCCUUUUAAUUCCUCAUCUUCCACUACAAAUGGGGAGCAAUCAAAUGAAAAAAUCAUCUUAUUCAAACAGAGCCAAUUCUUGGCCAAGUCAUUAGAUGGUCCUCCAGAAGUGAUAUGGAGCAUAUCUCCUGUUGAUGCUAUAGUUGAGCAAUUACAGCUUCUAGACAUUAAUAGAGAAAGUGGUGGCAUUGCAUAUAAAGAACAGAGUACGCUUGUUCCUUACAAUAUUGGAAAUGAGCAGCAGAAUGCACUGGUUCUUUAUAGAAGAGAUGACACCAUUAUACCCUUUGCUGAUUCAUUUGUACCCAUCAAGAAACGACGUCCACGGCCUAAAGUUUACCUAGAUGACGAAACUAACAGAGUAUGGAAACUUCUUCUGGGAAACAUCAAUAGUGAAGGCAUUGAUGGAACUGAUGAAGAGAAGGCAAAGUGGUGGAAAGAAGAACGAGAAGUGUUCCGUGGGCGUGCAAACUCAUUUAUAGCACGGAUGCAUCUUGUACAAGGGGAUAGACGCUUCUCUCAAUGGAAGGGAUCAGUUGUGGACUCAGUGAUUGGAGUAUUUCUUACUCAAAAUGUCUCUGACCAUCUUUCUAGUUCUGCAUUUAUGUCACUUGCUGCACAUUUUCCCUUGAAGUCAACAAGUAAUAACAAUCCAUGCUAUGAAGAACGGACAAGCUCAGUAAUUGAGAAACCAAUAGUUUGCAUGCCAGAUCUAGAAGCCAUAAAAUGGAAUGAGAUGUCAAAUCAAUCAAUUUGUGAUCAAAGUUCCAUGACCCUCCAUGACCCUGAGCUUGAUGAAGAACGAGAAGUAGUCAACAGCAAUGAAUCCUCUACAAGCAGUACCAGUAUCAUUGGCUCUAGAAGUGACACAUACUACGGAUCAAUGGUAAACAGAUCAACCACAGAGACCACCAAGACAGCAGAUAUCGGUUAUAUAGGAGAAAAGACAAGUGCAACAAAUGAUGCAUUUUCAUCCCAAAAUUCUGUGAUUUCAUCCCAAAAUUCUGCGGAUUCACCAACUGCUCAAACUGCUGAAAGAAAAGAAUCCUUCUCAGGGAACUCAGAAGCAGAAGAUUUAAUUGAUGUAUCUAAAUUUAAUAGUUGGAACAGCUCUAGUUCUUUCAUGGAGCUUUUAAUAAAGGCUGGAUCUAACAAGCUAUUUGAAGUUCAGAGUCAUGGCAACGACAGUGUCUUAUCUGAUCAGAACUCAAAAGAUGAGUGUAACGAAACCCAAAAUGCAGGAAAUGACUUCCGCAUGCAUAAGACAUACAAUGUAGAUAGUCCUAAAAGCUCCUUAGAAGCAUCUGCAUUUGUGACCCCAUCCAAUAACUGUCAAUCGCGUCUUAUUUCCAACUUGGAAGGUCUGGGAUUUGAGUGCUAUAAGAUGAUCACUGAGGAAACAAGAUGUUAUGAAAUAUCAAAGAACAGUAGAAACAGUAUGAAAGAACAGAGUUCCUUUACAUCAAAAUCUGCCAGUCAAACUACAGAUGAAAAUAAUAUGACUGUUGCCGCUCAAGAAGCAUCAGCAUCUCCAACUCCAAAUAAUCCAUCAUGCAGCAAGAUUCAAGAAGGCAAGCAUAUGACCACUCAAACUCAAAGAAAGCUUGUUGAAGACCUUCACAUUUUUGGCAAAUCACAGAAUCAGAUGCAAAACAAAGAAAUGCAGAACAAACUGUAUGAUCCAAACCCAGGAAAAAGCCUAGAUAUUGUGGAAAGUAGCAGUGCACUUAAUCCACAACAAAAGAAUUCACAAAAAACAACAGAAUCAGACUUGAUUGAACAAGGCUUUUCAGAAAUCAAGGAUUUUAAUGAAAUGAAUGCUGCCACCAGAAAAGCUAAAAGUAGAAGAGUUGGAAAGGAGAUAAGAGAACAUGUUGAUUGGGAUGCCUUGAGAAAACAGACAGAAGCAAAUGGGAGGAAAAGACAAAGAACACCGAACACAAUGGACUCAUUGGACUGGGAAGCUGUUAGAUGUGCAGAUGUUAAUGAGAUUGCCAACACAAUCAAAGAGCGCGGAAUGAACAACAUGCUUGCAGAACGUAUAAAGAAUUUUCUUAAUCGACUGGUUAGAGAACACGGAAGCAUUGAUCUGGAAUGGCUGAGAGAUGUUCCACCAGACAACGCAAAAGAGUACCUACUAAGCAUAAGGGGAUUGGGACUGAAAAGUGUGGAGUGUGUACGGCUUCUGACACUUCACCAUCUUGCUUUUCCAGUUGACACAAAUGUUGGACGUAUAGCUGUACGAUUGGGCUGGGUCCCUCUUCAGCCACUGCCUGAAUCACUUCAGUUGCACCUUCUAGAGCUGUAUCCGGUGCUGGAAUCAAUUCAAAAAUAUCUUUGGCCCCGACUGUGCAAGCUUGACCAGAGAACACUGUAUGAACUACAUUACCAGAUGAUCACUUUUGGAAAGGUAUUCUGUACCAAAAGCAAACCCAAUUGUAACGCCUGUCCAAUGCGAGGAGAAUGCAGACACUUUGCGAGUGCGUUUGCAAGUGCAAGACUUGCCCUACCAGGGCCAGAGGAAAAAGGUAUAGUGAGCGCAACUGAAAACAGGACAAAUGAGCAAAGCCCUGCUGUGAUGGUCAAUCAUAUGCCGCUGCUGCUACCCCAGGCCAGUGAACCAUCAGAAGGAAAUCAGCAGUCAGAACCCAACCAACAUAUAGAAGCAAAAUAUGCAGUCAGUAAUUGUGAACCUAUUGUUGAAGAGCCAUCAUCACCAGAACCAGAAUGCCCAAAAGUAACAGAAAAUGAUAUGGAGGAUACCUUCUGUGAGGAUCCUGAAGAAAUUCCUACAAUCAAGCUGAAUAUUGAAGAGUUCACUCAAAAUUUGCAGAACUACAUGCAAGAAAAUAUGGAACUUCAAGAAGGUGAUAUGUCAAAAGCCUUAGUUGCUUUGACAGCAGAAGCAGCUUCUAUUCCUGCGCCCAAGCUUAAGAACGUAAGUCGGCUGCGGACAGAGCACCAAGUAUUCGAACUUCCAGAUUCCCACCCUCUCCUGCAAGGGUUGGAUAAACGAGAACCUGAUGAUCCAUGCUCUUACCUUCUUGCCAUAUGGACACCAGGUGAAACAGCAAAUUCCAUUCAGCCACCUGAAAGUAGGUGCAAGUGCAACUCCCAAGAAUAUGGCAAACUGUGUGAUGAGAAGACAUGUUUCUCUUGCAACUGUAUACGGGAAGCAAAUUCACAAAUUGUUCGGGGGACACUUUUGAUACCAUGUCGAACAGCAAUGAGAGGGAGCUUUCCCCUCAAUGGCACAUAUUUUCAAGUUAAUGAGGUAUUUGCAGACCAUGAUUCUAGCUUGAAUCCAAUUGAUGUUCCCAGAACUUGGAUAUGGAACCUACCAAGACGAACAGUGUACUUUGGGACAUCAAUACCAACAAUUUUUAAAGGUUUGACAACAGAAGGUAUUCAACACUGUUUUUGGAGAGGAUAUGUUUGUGUGAGAGGAUUCGACCAGAAGACAAGGGCACCUCGCCCUUUGAUAGCCAGGCUGCAUUUCCCAGCCAGCAAGUUAAACAAGGCAAAAGGCAAGAACUCUAAUGAUUCGCAGAUAGUGCCUUAAAAUAACCAACACUUUUUCCGGAAUGAACGGAUGACUAUAUCAGAGUGUUCAGGCAACAAUAACCAAUAGCAUCACAUUCAACGAAUGUAACUUGUUUUUCAUUGAAAAAAAGAAAAAAAGGGAAAAACUCUAGUUGAGUUGUAUGCUCCCAUGACUGAUGAGGAUGUAACGUGUACAUGUUUAACAAGACUGUAAUUUUCUUAAUGUUAUGCUCAUAUUUGAGCCAUUCUUCUGAAA
Messenger RNA from Hevea brasiliensis (rubber tree), 6447 nucleotides. Its product is annotated as DNA glycosylase/AP lyase ROS1. NCBI's taxonomy places the organism in Eukaryota, Viridiplantae, Streptophyta, Magnoliopsida, Malpighiales, Euphorbiaceae. Gene Ontology annotation, molecular function: 4 iron, 4 sulfur cluster binding; DNA N-glycosylase activity; DNA demethylase activity. The transcript is spliced from 20 exons. Bases 538 to 6210 code for a protein of 1890 amino acids. The record is from RefSeq and is a predicted model, not a curated record. Gene Ontology annotation, biological process: base-excision repair.